AUCUUUCAUAAAAUGAACGUGUCAAUGUUAUCUUGUGGCUUUGGCUUCAUCUGAUUUGAAGAACCUGUUACCUACAAAGACAAGUAAAUGUUACAUUAUAUACAUAUAUAUGAAUAUGAAAUUCAAUAACUACUAUUAUAAUAUUAAAGAUUUUCUCCUUCUGAAUUGGUCUAUCACGUUAUAUGUGGACAUUAGACCAUCUCCAAUGGUACUCUAUAAUUUUCUCUAUAUUUCACUCUAAAAUAGAGUAACUCUAUUAUAGAGUUGAAUUUGCUCCAAUGGUUCACUCUAUAAUAGAGUUACUCUAUAAUAGAGUUAAAUAUAGAGUAAUCUUGUUUUUUCAGUCUAUAUUUGGAGUAAAAAAAUAAGAUUACUCUAUAUUUCAUUCUAUUAUAGAGUGAACCAUUAGAACAAAUUCAACUCUAUAAUAGAGUUAUUCUAUUUUAGUGUAAAUUAUAGAGGAAAAAAUAGAGUUCCCUUGGAGAUGUUCUUACUGACAUGAUUGAAUUGUUUUUAAAAAAAAUGUUUUGCGCUGUUUUGUUCUUCGUUUAUAUAAAUCUUUGUGCUCGGUUUUGUUCUUUCUCAUAAGUCGUACUAAUCAAGAAAGAACAAAAAAAUGACAAGAAUAAUUACACACUUUGCUAUUGUCCUGGUUUGCUUCUUCUUACUCUCUCUACAAACCAUGUCCCAAUCUGUAGAAAUAACGUAUGGUUGCAACCAAACCUCCACCACUUUCAAUAAUUCUAGCGCUUAUCGAUCAAACCUAGAAACUGUCCUCUCUACCCUUCGCGACCGUUCUUCCCUCGGAAGCUAUGCCAACACCACGGCCGGUCUUAGCCCAAACACAGUCUAUGGCAUGUUCCUCUGCAGAGGAGACAUCAAUAGAGCAUCUUGUUCAAACUGUGUCCGUUCCGCAACGUCAAACGUCGGUGAAACUUGCAAUUCUGACAAAGGAAAUUUCAUAUUCUAUGAUGAAUGUAUUGUUCGGUACUCAAACUUCUCUUUCUUCACGCUCUUCGAGGAUGGACCUGCCUUCGGUAGAUUCUCUAUGCUCAGUUCUUCAGAAUAUCCUGAAAUUUUCAACCAAACACUUAGUGGAAUACUAAACGAGCUCAUCCUCAGAGCCUCCUCAUCUUCAUCAUCACCGAUUCCAUAUUUUGUGGAGGAUCAAGAACAUGUUACUCAAUUGGAAAGUUCUUAUGAUUUAAAGGCCAUCGUCCAGUGUAGUCCUGAUCUUGAUCCACGAAACUGCACCCUGUGCUUGAGACGUGCAGUCCAAUAUUUAUCUGGAUGUUGCGGCCAAGCUCGUGUGACAUCGGCUAAUAUAUUAUUUCCUAAAUGUCUUCUCAAUUAUAACAUCUCCGCGUUGCAACGGAGUCGUGGCGUUAUAAAUGGUUAGUAUAUAUUUUUCUUAAUUUAUAUGCAUUGCGCGGAUGUUACAAAAAAAAAAUAUAUAUAUGCAUUGCGCGGUUGUGGUCUCUCAUAUUCUGAUCAUAUUUAUUAUCAAUUGGUUUUAAGAAAAUCAUAUCGGAAACUUAAGAAAAUCAACACAUAUAUAUAGACAUAUUUGGUAUCAAUUGGUUUUAAGAAAAUCAAUUUAUUUAGUAUCGCUUGGUACAUAUUUAAUAUCAAUUGGUUCUAAGUGCGAAACACAUACAUCAAUUUUUGAAUUUUCAACUUUUAUGUUGAAUCAGUAGAAACAUAAUUUUUAUUUAGAUUGAUUUUUUGUCGUCUUCUAUUUUUAAUAAAAGCUUUUUAUCUGUCUGUUUUACAGGAAACGAAAUAUUAGGGAGAUCGUUUAUUGCAAUUAUGACAGCUUUGGUGUUAGCAUCAACAGAUUUAUGAUCAGAUGUAGUGAUGUUUAAGGAUUGUGACAAAUGAUUUAUCUCUGUGUUCUCUUGAUUUGAGUGACGUACGACGUGUUGUAUAACAAAUUUGUUUGCAAAGUUUCAGGAUGCAACAUACUUAUAACAUAAUCAAACAGCUAAAUAAUGAUUUAAGGAAUAACCAGUUCAUUCAUCCACCAAAUUCUCACCAACAAGAGGCUUUGAUUCAACAACUUACCUUACUUAAACUGAAAUAUUGAAAUACUAAGGUUUUCUACUUUUCUCACGACAGCGCGGUAGAUGAUUUGGUUUUAAAUAGCGAUCGCUUUGGUCGCCAUGGCGCGAGGCGAGGUGUAGCGGUGACCUCGUCGCUUCAUCACCUCAAAGCCAAGCGAGGUACACAUAGCGAUCGCUAUUGAACGCUUUAGUAGUAGUUCCUAAGGCGCCUAUAGCGAAGCUUCAUUGAUUUUAGACAAACCAACUUGGUUUGUACAGAUUUAGGUUAUUAAACCGAGGCCCUUUUACCAUGAAGCUUUGCCGUCUAAUAUAAUCUAUCAACAAACCCUAACUCAGUCUACUAUAUGAUAAUUCCCUAAAGUUUUCAUCAGCUCUUUCUUUGAUAUUAUUCUUCUCUAUUCACGGCCUUACAAAUCUUCUCCCUAGCUCUUUUCUUUCUCGGUUAGUUCUCUGUUCUCAUAUACUAUUUUCUCCUAUCAAGCAAACCUCUAUUCUCCUCUCGCAUCAUUCUUCCCUAGUCUCAUAUUCUUCUCUUCUACUUUGAACUUCUACUAUGUAUGAGACCGGAGGAUCAUCCAACAAACUCAAUGAAUUUGUUGUUUUAAUUUCUCCUUUACUGUGUUUUUGCUAUUGCCAUGUCAUAACAUGGAGUUAUAAAUAAAAAAAACACCGUUUUAAAUGUGUUACACAUGGCGAUCGACUUGCCUCGCCAUGGCGCUUGGCGAGAGUCGAGCCCCUAAUCGCGUUGGCUCGCCACACGCAAUUUAAAACCCAGAUAUAGCCCUGUUCGUUUGGUUGCCGCAGGUUUCGGCGUCAGCGGCGGCGGCAGCGUCAAUGAAGACAGUUGUUGUUCGUUUCGCAGACGCUAACGCUGCCGCUGACGCUGCCGCAUAUCAUAUCGCGACCGCAGGUUUUAUCGGCGUCAGCCGCAAGACGCAGCGUUCGGACGCUGUCGCUGCCGCCGGUUCCUGCUUCAACGAAACGAACAAGAGUUGACGCAGAAUGUUGACGCUGCCGCUGCCGCCGGUACCUGCGGCAACCAAACGAACAGCCCUAAUACAAUAUACGCUGAGUCAAGUCUACAAAAUUAUUAUGAAACAAGAUUCACUAUAAACAAAGACCAACAGGAAGAUUCUUGCUUCUAUGUGUACACAUUCAAAAUUAAACACAACAUAAGUAACAUUAAAUUACACACAUGUACACUUCAAAUCAUAAGUUAAAACAACACAAGCCAUCCCAUUACAUUCUCACAACGGAACACAUAACUCUCAAGUCUCAUUUCAUUGUCAACAGAAGACUCCGGUUCCAAAAUUCAGUUCACAUCCUCCGGAACAAACCGGUUUAUCUGGUCAGCAUUCUGUGCGGUUUCAUCAUCACGGUCCCUUGUUUUGGUUUAUCCUCCCUAGUUUUGGCGACUUUGCUCGAGUUAGAGGAGGCUGUAUGGAACUAAAGAACAGCAAUCAAUCAAAACCAUUAAUGCAUAACGUAUUGAAAAACAGAAAAUAGGAAUGUUAUGUCACCUCUUUUCUUUUCUCUUCUCCGCACGCUCCGUGGAUAGAAAUGAAUGAGCUGCGGUGACAAUAGUUCUUGAUUUAGCCGAAGUGGCACUGUCAACAAUAGUUACACGUUCAGGGGAUAAAUGUUUAGACAAUUGUAAGUUGAAAAGAAAUAAAUUUAUAGAAGCCUGAAUAUGAUAAAUAUAAUUAUUAUUAUAGAUGCAGAGCUUUUCGGUAACUUUCACAUUCUCAUCGUCAUCAAAAAUUACAUAUAAAAUAUAAAAAUAUUCAAUUUUGACAUAAAUAAUCAAUAUAAUAUAAAAUUUUAAAAAUAUCUAGAUCGCAAAACGUAAACCUUUCCAACUAAGGGUAUGAAUGGUGACCAAGGAACGACGAGGAACAAAUGCAUUCCUUAACAUUCCUUAAAAAAUCAUCAUUUAUAAAAGAAUAUUUUUUUCUUUUCAUUCCCUACCAUUCUUUUUUUUGUAGAGAAAUAAAGAACAAAUUAAUUUUUUGUUAACUAUGGGAUGGAACCACCAUUCCUUUUUAUUCCUGCAAUUAUAUUCCUCUACGUUUCUUUUCUAUUCGUUUCUUUUGUUUUCUAAAUGGUCACCAGUCGGACCCUAAGUAUGUAUACAAAUUAGUGCUUUAACAUGUCUUGGUAGGAGACAAGUUCUAUAUUUAUUUAAGACAUGAACACCAAUGUUUAAACUAGACUUUGAUGCCACCAUAGUUAUUGGAAUUCUAUAUUUGUUUAACAAAUUAGCACUAAUUCUAUAUUUGUUUAAGAUAUGAACACCAUUAAUUGCUAAAUAAUUAAAUAAAUUAAAAUAUAAGUUUCAAAUUUCUGGAUCGGUUCUAUCUCAAACAGGCUUAAACCUAGAACAAUUAAGAUCUUAAUGGGUUAAACCCGAAAUGUCCAAAUUUUUAGGCUUAUAUAAUUAAGCCCAAACCCAGUAAUUUAUUUGAUUGGACAGGCUUCAGCCCUAAUUGACAUGUCUAUUCAUCCUUAAUAUUAGAGGGUUUUUGGCAGAAUUGCCCCAUUUGGAGUAUAUGGCAGUGGAAUCUAAUAGAAUCAUCAAAAAUAGAUCCAGACUGUGAAUAACAUUGGAAGAAAAGAUCUUAUGCAAACUCUUCUUGGAAGGCAAAAGAUACGUUUUGUGUAGUGUAUGAAUUUAAUGUAAUAUAAAAGCUCUCUGAAUUUUUUUUUGUUUGAUUAGACAGAGGCUACAAGACCUUCAUACAUCUAUCAAACUUAGAUCUGGAAGCAGAGGAAAAAAGGAACAUUGAGAGAUGGAAUUGGAUUCAUAUGCAAGAGAAAAAUGGAGAAUCUAAAGAGACAACUUGUGCAAAUGUGAGAAAUUCAAACAAUAUUUUGCUAUACGUACUUGUUUUUUUCAAACCAUAUGACAGUCAUCAAGAACCAUCCAUGAAUAGGAGUUUAUAGUUUGAACACCUUUCGUUUGGUUAAAAAAAACAAAUAACUAAUUACAAUUUAUUAUUGUGUGUGCAUAGAAGAAGAUACAAGCUAAGCUUACAAACAUUAACCGAGUUUAAUAAAUUAUUGCAACACCGAUCAUGGUAAAUCUAGUUUCACCAGCUCACCUUGCUUCCAUCACCGUGAUGGAAACUCUAUUUACUGAUGCAUUUUCCGUUUCUGGUUGCUCAACCUCUGUAUCUGGUGAGCUUCUCCGGGGACCAUCAUAGAAA
Brassica napus (rape) is the source of this 5269-nucleotide messenger RNA. RefSeq names its product putative cysteine-rich repeat secretory protein 5. Bases 617 to 1399 code for a protein of 260 amino acids. The record is from RefSeq and is a predicted model, not a curated record. The transcript has a single exon. Lineage: Eukaryota; Viridiplantae; Streptophyta; Magnoliopsida; Brassicales; Brassicaceae.